This is a messenger RNA of Fusarium poae, 1044 nucleotides long. RefSeq lists its product as uncharacterized. Gene Ontology annotation, molecular function: transcription cis-regulatory region binding; DNA-binding transcription factor activity. The transcript has 3 exons. Gene Ontology annotation, biological process: positive regulation of transcription by RNA polymerase II. The record is from RefSeq and is a predicted model, not a curated record. NCBI's taxonomy places the organism in Eukaryota, Fungi, Ascomycota, Sordariomycetes, Hypocreales, Nectriaceae. The coding region runs from base 1 to 1044 and encodes 347 amino acids. Gene Ontology annotation, cellular component: nucleus.
AUGGCUCUUUCUGACAAAACACCCUCGUCUACAGCUGUACUGAGGUCCUCUCUUGCUCUAGCGUCGUUCCAUCGUGAUGAGGCACUCGUUUCAACGGCAAAAUCCAAGGUCGCUGCACUGAGGGCCUUGGCUGAGUCGACACAAGGUUUCAUUGGCGUAAGCGACUCAGCUUGCCAUAUCGGCGCUGGUAUUUUGUUGAGCUCUCUAGAGAUACAACAGAAUUCGACAACGUCGAGCCACUGGCUUUGGUACGCCUGUGGCGCCACUAAAAUUGUUAAAACAGCUGGACUUGAUGAGAUCAAAACAGAUAGAGAUUUGACAUCACUUACAGGAUGGGUUCAUUAUUUCAACACCAUGGCUAAAUUCAGCCUGCGUCAUUGGCAACCAGACUUUGUCCUUGAAGCUGAUAGUUCCACUGACGUCAGGUUCGACACAUUUCACCCAGCUGUUUGUUCGAAUGGACAGCCAGCAAAUCUUACAGGAUUCCCACACGAAAUACUGUAUUUACUCACUGAAGUGUUUAACUCUGUGACAGUGGCGUCUGAUCCACGGCAAAACACAGCAGAAUACAGGAAUCGACUCCAGACACUCGAUUACAAGCUACAGCAUUUCGCUGCUUAUGGAAGGACUAAUAUCGACACGAAUGACAACCAGCCCGCCUUUAAUAUGGCAGUUGAGCUAUUUCGGUUGUCCACUUUAAUAUACCUCAGGCGUGCAUCCGCCGGGAUACUUGAACUGGGUAAGAACUUCAAUGACUGGGUUGAUCAAGCCUUUGUAUUACUUGCCUAUCUACCAGUUUGCCAAUGGCCGUUUCCGUUAUUCAUAUUUGGUUGCGAGGCACGCGAUGAUGGAAGGCGGAUGAUUCUGCUUGAUCUCAUACAAAGGACCUUCAGGGAUGGGCGAUACAGAAGCCUAGCACCAAUCAAGAGAUUGAUAGAGAUCAUGUGGGUGCAGCAGGAUCUGUUGGAUGAUGACUUGGAUUAUGUUCGCAAACUUGGUGUUAUUUUGAGCUCUACUCAGAAAUCUGUUCCAGCAUUUCUAUAG